AUGGCGACGGUAGAAACCAGUACGGGUCGACUGGUGGGCACCACCGUGCCCACGCAGGACGGCGCACAGGUGCACCUAUGGCAAGGCGUGCCAUACGCCCUCAGCACCGCGGGCCAGAAUCGAUUCGCCUCGCCUGUGGCACCGAACGACACCGACAAAUGCGAAGCAGUGCUCGCCAUGCAACCGCGACCACCGUGCGCCCAGUGGGUGGACGGAAAAGUGCUGGGCAGCGAGGACUGCCUGCACCUGAACAUCUGGGCACCCGCCACAGCCAGCCAUGCGUCCCGAAAGAGACCUCUUGUGAUGGCUGCGACCGGUCAUUGGUUCCAGCGGAGCACAAAUGACGUGCCCCAGUGGGCGGACCUCGCGGCAAAAGGUGACGCUGUGGUGGUAGCGCCUAACGUGCGCUUAGGUGUUCUGGGCUUUCUGCACCCGAAAAAUGUGCAAGGUCUCACCCCAGACGUCGCCGAAGAAGACAUGAUGCUCGCGAUGCAGUGGGCGAUGGACAAUGCCGCAGUCUUCGGCGCUGACGCUUCGGCGUUGAUGCUUUUCGGCAACGGCUCAGGCGCCUACAUGCUCGUGCAGGCUGCCGGCAGGCUCAAUGUCCCCGUGUCCCGGGCGAUCAUUGAAGGCUCUGUGUACAUAUCCGGAGUGCCUGCGAACGCCGCUUCAAUGGAUCCGUCGGAGGGACUGGCUCAGAAGUUGGGCUGCGACGCCACCAACCGCACCACGUGGUUUUCUUGCUUCACGGGCGUACAGCUCGACAAGCUCCUGUCUACCGCAGCACAAAUGGAGAUGCGCUUCAGUCCAGUAUGGGACCCGCUGUAUAUUAUCGUCGGGACCUCGCUGAAGAAGCUUCCCACCAUUAAGGAGGUCAUCGCAGGCACGGACGCUGCACAGCAGUUCCACGAGAUACCCAAAAGCCCAGGCUGUCUGGCGUACCCGACAAUUGCUCGGGGCAGUGUGGUCGUCCUCCAGCUGCGCUCUCCUGGUGGCGCGACAGCCACCGGCUGGAGGACGUGCUCGUUCCGGGUGGUGACGGAAACGGCGACGCGGCGAGUCAACUUGCCGUGGGGCCCCUUGGUCGCCGAGACCUACACGCGCAGCUCGUCUGUCGAGCCUCGAACAAUAACAUCUCCGAGCCACUCAGCGCAUCGGUCGUCAUCGACCUUAUACUGGGUCCGACCAGCGUGUCCAUCGUGGGUGCAAACGCCCUCACUCGAAGCUGGUCGCCCUGGUCAGCUGCGGUGCAUCGCCUCCGGUUCGAGGCCACCUGCUCAGCUCUCAUGGUGGAAGGGGAGUCAGCGACUUCCCGCAAUCACGACCACGACCGACGCCGGCAGUGCCGUCGACGGGCCGGCGUCCAGCAGCACGCUCACAAUAACCCCUUCGGUCGAGGACGACGGCCGCCAGAUCACGUGUCGAGCGUUGAACGAGCGCCUGCCGCACGCCACUGUCGAAGACGUCACCACCAUCAGAGUCCUCUCCGCCCACAGCAGUCCGGAGGAGCGAAAGAAUCGGCCCGUGAACUCUCCCCCCCUUCAGGAGGAAGCUUCUUCCAGUGCACUGUAG
This is a messenger RNA of Rhipicephalus sanguineus (brown dog tick), 1572 nucleotides long. RefSeq names its product neuroligin-4, Y-linked-like. The transcript is spliced from 8 exons. Bases 1 to 1572 code for a protein of 523 amino acids. Lineage: Eukaryota; Metazoa; Arthropoda; Arachnida; Ixodida; Ixodidae. The record is from RefSeq and is a predicted model, not a curated record.